UGCUCCGCACCCCUCCCUGCCUCAGUGAGGGAAUGUGAUGCAGACUCCGUGUCAGCACUGUGGGCCAGGCUUCCUAUUCAUACCGAAGCUGUCAAACCAGUCCCCAGUGCCCGAAUAAACCGCGCUUCCUCUCCCCAAAACACGGCGGCAAGGGGUUAGGUAGCCGGGGACUGCCAUUGCUUUGCAAUGCGAGCCUUUUCCGGCAGGAGGAAGCGUGCACUGCUGGAAGACGGCGCUGUGUAGCUGGUGCUGCGGGAUGGGGUGCACGGAUCUCCCGGGGGUGCCCACACCGUGUGUCCACUGAGCGCCCUGCACGGUGUAGGCCUGUGUGUUGCUUGCUAGGACGGGCAGGAGCGGUUCCCGCUGGCAGAGCGAGCAGAGUGAGGACAACAUGAAGGAAAUUCUUAUGUUGGUGAUUUCUCCAGAUGCCCUCUGCACCUAAAGAGUAGGAGGAGCCUAUUGGUCGGUGCUCUGUGCACAUGUUGUGCAGACCAGAGUGAGCAGGGUGCUGUUGACACAGGUGCCCAGGUUAUCAGACAUUGAUGGUCUAGUCUAACACGGAACAACAGGCAUACACAGCCUCCUUCCUGAAGCUGGCACUUGUUCUGUAUACCCAGUUAACACCUAGAAAUCGGACCUUAUUAUCUUCCCCUCUGGAAUUGAUGUAUCAAGCAGUAGAGAGAACUGACAAGUGGAGAAGAUGCCCAUACCAACCAGACUAGAUGGGCCAAGAGGUUUCCCCCAAAUGACUUCCCUGGCAGUCAUUUAGACACUUCUAAGCCAAGUUUCUCUGGUGACUGAUUCUGGCAGAUUCGGAGGGGCAGAGAUUUCUUCUUCAAGAUGCUGAUUAAGGAAUAUCGUAUCCCACUUCCUAUGACGGUGGAGGAAUACCGGAUUGCACAACUCUACAUGAUCCAGAAAAAGAGCAGAGAGGAGACAUGCGGGGAGGGCAGCGGAGUGGAGAUCUUAGAGAACAGACCAUACAUCGAUGGUCCUGGGGGUUGUGGUCAGUACACACACAAGGUCUAUCACAUUGGCAUGCACAUCCCCAGCUGGUUCCGCUCCAUCCUACCUAAAGCUGCACUGCGGGUGGAAGAAGAGUCUUGGAAUGCGUAUCCCUAUACAAGAACCAGGUACACGUGCCCUUUUGUGGAAAAGUUUUCCAUAGAUAUAGAAACGUUCUAUAAGUCUGAGUGUGGUGAGCUAGCCAACGUGUUCAACCUUUCCCCUGCUGAAAAAAGACAGACAACGUUGGAUCCAAUUGACAUUGUGAAAGACCCAAUACCCCCACACGAGUAUAAGCCAGAAGAAGACCCCAAAGUGUACAAGUCUGUGAAGACCAAGAGAGGCCCCUUGUCUGAUGACUGGAUAGAGGAGCAAAGGAAUGACAUUGGGAGAUGCCCGAUCAUGUGUGCCUACAAGCUGUGCAAAGUCGAGUUCCGUUACUGGGGCAUGCAGUCUAAAAUUGAGCGAUUCAUACAUGAUGUUGGUCUCCGAAAAGUUAUGGUUAGAGCACAUAGGCAAGCCUGGUGUUGGCAAGAUGAAUGGUAUGGUUUAACCAUAGAGGACAUCAGACAGCUGGAGAAAGAAACUCAACUGAUGCUGGCCCAGAAAAUGGCACAGUUUAGCCUAAAUGAAAAUGAAGGCGAACAACACGGAGCCAAGGAAUCUCCUGGAGAAAAAGAUUCAGAGGCAAAGGUCAUCACCUCUAUAGAAACCGUUGAUGAACCAAGUGGAAUGACAGAGUCACUAUCAGGAAGAGGAUUGACCAAGCAGUGGUCCACUUCCUCCAGAUCUUCUAGAUCUUCAAAGAGGGGAGCGAGCCCAUCCCGGCACAGCAUAUCAGAAUGGAGGAUGCAGAGCAUCGCCAGGGACUCGGAUGAGAGCUCCGAUGAUGAGUUUUUUGACGCUCAUGAAGAUUUGUCAGACAAUGAGGAAGUGCUACCUAAAGAAAUUACAAAAUGGAGCUCAAAUGACCUCAUGGACAAGAUUGAAACGGCUGAGACUGACGAAUUACGAGAUGAUUCCUAUCAAGAAACUGCAGAAUAUGCUGUCAGUUCCAGUGUGGAGGGAUUAAGUAUAAUGGAGAGGCACACAGCUGUUCUCCAUGCACAAGUCAUUCCCAGCAUUCCAGCUGUCACUGUCACAAAUGUCAUUACGAGUUCCACAGCACUGACUGCAGAUGAAUCUGCACAAGCUUCCCUGCAGCCGUGUAAAGUCCAUGUACUAAUCCUGGUGCUCCAUGGGGGUAAUAUCCUGGAUACAGGCAGUGGAGAUCAGAAUUCCAAGCAGGGUGACGUCAAUACCAUCAAGUCUGUGUUUGACACUGUAAUGAGGGUACAUUACCCAGCAGCAUUAGGACACAUUGCCGUUAGGCUCGUUCCCUGCCCAGCAAUCUGCUCAGAAGCGUUCUCAUUGGUAUCUAACUUGAGUCCGUACAGUUAUGACGAAGGCUGUUUGUCUAACAGCCAGGACCACAUUCCCCUAGCAGCCCUGCCACUGCUGGCCACGUCCUCCCCACAGUAUCUGGAAGCUGUAGCAAUGGUUAUUCACCGUGCCAACCAGGUUUUUUCUGAAUUCAUCAAGUCGCAGGAGGGCAUGUCCUUCACUGGGCAGGUGUGUGUAGUCGGUGACUGUGUUGGAGGAAUUUUGGGAUUUGAUGCCUUAUGUUACAGCAAUCAGACUGUGUCCGAGAGUCAGAACAGCAGCCGCAGAGGAAGUGUUGUGAGCGUUCAGGACACAGACCUCCUGUCUCCAGGCAUCAGCGUCAACAACAGUUACUGCUCCAGCAGUACAAACUUGGAGACCAGUCGUCACUUGAGCCGGAGUAAUAUCGACAUACCUCGGAGCAAUGGUGAAGAUCCAAAGAGACAACUGCCACGUAAGAGAAGUGAUUCCUCAACAUAUGAGCUGGACACCAUCAAACAGCAUCAAGCUUUCCUCUCUAGUUUACACUCAAGCGUCCUCAGAAAUGAUCCAGGCUCCCGAAGAUCUAGCAGCUCCACAAUGCUGGAUGGAGGCAGUAUUGGAAAGUUUGACUUUGAGAUCACUGAUUUCUUCAUGUUUGGAUCGCCUCUUGGACUGGUUCUGGCUUUAAGGAAAACCGUGAUUCCUGCUCUCGACAUUUUCCAGCUCAGACCUGGCUGCCAGCAGGUUUACAACCUGUUCCACCCAGCUGACCCCUCUGCAUCACGCAUUGAACCACUUCUGGAGAAGAAAUUUCAUCUGCUGCCGCCCUUCAAUGUCCCUCGAUACCAGAGGUUCCCACUGGGGGAUGGCAACUCUGCACUUCUGGUUGAGGCUGUGCAGAACAACCCCAUCCUUCUCAUGGAAGGCAGCCCAGCGGUUGCUCUCCAACGUCAAGAUGGCAUCAUCGAAACCAGUAUCCCUGUUCCUGUCCUAAGCUGCCAAGACACUUCCAGUAAACAGGCCACUUGUGCUGAGUCGGAUGUUGUUCAGUUUCAUGGUGCAGUCUUCGUGGAAAAUGCCUCCCCUUCCUCCCCCAUAACAGCUCCCCACUUCAGGGGGUACAGAAGAGCAAGUGAAAUCAGCAUUGCAAGUCAGGUCUCUGGAAUGGCCGAAAGUUACACGGCUUCAAACAUAGUCAACAAAACAAAAAAUCAUCUUAACAAUUCCAAAAAGCUAAGUCUUCUGUCACAGCUUGCUCUCCCUUACAAACCUAACACAAAAACAAGCGCCCCUACAAAACACAAUCAGUACCAUACUGAGCAGAGUCACAUAGGAAGAAUGCUAGAGGUGGGGGAUUGGAAGCACAGCAUCAUCCCAGGGAUCCAAGACUCGGACAUCUCCAAAGGUAUUGCAGUUGCAGCAAAGUGGUGGGGUACAAAAAGGAUGGACUAUGCUCUGUAUUGUCCGGAUGCCCUCACUGCGUUCCCCACAGUUGCUCUUCCUCACCUUUUCCAUGCCAGUUAUUGGGAAUCCACAGAUGUUGUUUCAUUCCUAUUAAGACAGGUCAUGAGACAUGAAACUGCAAGCGUUUUGGAGUUGGUUGGAAAAGAAGUAUCUGUGUUCAGUCCAUCUAAGCCAAGGGAGAAAUGGUUGAGAAAGCGAACGCAUGUGAAACUGCGGAAUGUUGCUGCCAACCACAGGAUUAAUGAUGCUGUAGCCAAUGAAGAUGGACCUCAGGCGCUCACUGGGAGGUUUAUGUACGGCCCUCUGGACAUGGUCACACUCACAGGCGAAAAGGUUGAUAUUCAUAUUAUGACCCAGCCUCCGUCUGGAGAAUGGGUUUACUUUGAUACUGAAAUAACAAACAGCAGUGGCAGGAUUUCUUACUUGAUCCCUGAACAGAAAAGACUUGGAGUUGGAGUGUAUCCCCUGAAAAUGGUUGUCAGGGGGGACCAUACGUUUGCAGACAGCUACCUCCACGUUUUACCGAGAGCAACAGAGUUUGUAGUGUUCAGCAUCGACGGAUCGUUUGCUGCCAGUGUAUCUAUUAUGGGCAGUGACCCUAAAGUCCGAGCAGGAGCAGUGGAUGUAGUGAGGCACUGGCAGGAUCUUGGCUACCUCAUUAUCUAUGUGACAGGCAGACCUGACAUGCAGAAGCAGAGGGUGGUGGCAUGGCUGGCACAGCACAACUUUCCCCAUGGCAUUGUGUCAUUCUGCGAUGGAUUGGUUCAUGACCCUCUGCGGCACAAAGCAAACUUUCUGAAAAUCCUGAUCCAAGAUAUUCACAUGAAAAUCCAUGCAGCAUAUGGCUCCACUAAGGAUAUCUCUGUGUACAGCGCCAUAGGUCUGUCACCACUGCAGAUUUUUAUUGUAGGUCGACCCACCAAGAAGUUACAACACCAGUGUCAGUUUAUCACGGAAGGCUAUGCCUCUCACCUUGCCCAACUGGAAUACAGCCACCGAUCUCGGCCUGCCAAGAAUACCAACAGGAUAGCAUUGCGGAAAGGGAGCUUCUGUCUCCCUGGUCAGACAGAUUUUCUGAGGAAGAGAAAUCAUUUGCUUCGUACUAUCUCAUCACAACCCACAGGUAGCAGCAACCACAAACCAGAGAGAACACAAAGUCAGUCUGAGAGUGACCGGGAUCGGGAAAAGGAACGAAGCCAAAGAAGUAUGAGUAUUGCUGCAGGAUGCUGGGGAAGGAGUGCGGCCACCGGCAAGCUGGAAUCUGGCGUUUUAAGUCAGAAAUGAGCUCCCACACACCCUGAACAUUUUCUUGUGCGCUUUUGCUCUUGCCACUUCAAAGGUAGGGGGAAACCAAGGGACAGAGGCAGAACUUUGUUGGAGAGACAGACAUAAUAAAAUGGUGCUACUAUAUACCAACAUUAGCAAAGACGGUGACCAGAAGUGUUGAACUGCAGGCCUUAAAAAGGGUACUGAUGCCCAGAACCACAGAGGGGGACAAAUCAAUUCAUACGUAGCCCAAUGUUUUUAUUUAUUUUUAUUAUUUCUUAAGCAGGUUCAAUGACUUACUGAUGUAAAUAAACACCUCCUAUACCUUACCCAUCUCUGAAAAGAAUGCACAGCACAUGGACGGUAAAACAUGGGAAGAGAAUUGUCUUUUUCCUGAAAGCUAAUAGUCCAUUGAAUACUCGGACUAGAGGCAGCCUCCACAGAACAAGCUGGACACCACGGCAAACAGUGGCUCAGUCCUGCCCUUCUCCUCUUUCUGUCUUCUAAACCAAGGCACAACAGGUUAAGAAAUGAAAACAUUUUUUGUGGAAAAGAAAAAAAAAACACUUUUCAUGUAAUGACAAUAUUCUAAAAUCUCUGACAGUCUGAAUUGCUCAUUUCAGCAUAUUGUGGACUGAUCCUGUAAAGAACACGUCAAUGAACAGACAUGAAAGCACUGCGCAGGUGUACUUACCUGUUACCUUGGAUGAUCAGAGGACAAGUCCAAACCAUUAACCUAAAGUCCUUUUGUAGCUAAAGUUCAUAAGAUCCUGUAAGUGUCCCGUUUUGCUGCUUUUUGCGUGUAGUUGCUCAACUGUACAACCUCAUUGUUUUCUUUGCACUGAUAAUUUUUAGAUUGGAGAUCUGUUACCAUCUCAUGUAGCUACACAUCCUUACCUGUAGUGCAUGGUAAUUUAUAUAUUGCUAAGCUGGGGGAUAAAUAUUUUUUGUGCUGUUGUUUCUCCCCAGUACGCGGAAUUAUGUAGGCGUGCCAAAUAAAUAAAUAUAGUAGCGUAGAAGGCCAUAUCUCAAUUUUCUCAGCUCCUCCAUUAACUGAGGUGACACUACUUACAGAUGCAUGGAAAGUUGCUGGAACAAUAUCUACUCUUCUCGCUCAAAGACUGAUAAACACCUUGUGCUAAAAGUAAGUUGCAAACAUUAUUCUAAAACAAAGCUCUUUUCCUAGCACUUAAUCCAAUCAAAUCAACCACUUUUUACUAGGUGAUGCUAUGUAAAGAGAACAGUAUAUGGCUGUACAAGCUCUAGCACUGUGAUAUUCCACGAUUGUCACCCAUACAGGUGGCCAGAAAGCCAAAAAGGGAAUUCUUUCAGCUUCUAUGUGAUAUAAUUGUUUAGAAUGCGUAUGUACCCAAUAAGUACAGUAUCCUUCUGACUUUGAUGUAUACUCUGCCCUGGCUCACCAGGGAAUGGGUUGUAAUGCCAGAUGAAGAUAAGAUGACCCUGUACAAAGUAAUCUGCACCUUUCUGCCUGCACAAGAAUACAGCAAAGUAUUGCACUGCUCUCCCAAUAUAAGCUAGGCCCUGUCUCUGCUAAAAGCUUGUGUCAAAUAGACAUUUUGAAAUAUGACAUUGCACACUGCAGUAUACAUAGGUUUGAUCUUGUUGAUAUGGUCCCAGGAAACCUUUUCUGUUUGUUUUUUAAAGACAAAUAAUCUUUAUACUUAUGCAUUAAAUGUUAGAAUUGCCUUGCAGUGUAUACAUACUAGUGGAAAUUGCCUACCACUGUAAUAACGCAGACAUUACCUUGUAACACUCCUAUUAUAAAGCACACAGUAGAUUCUGCAUAUUAUAAGGUCUGAGGCUAUAUACCAUGGACCAGGGAGGUCUUAGUAUUUAUCCUUGCUACAGAAUGAGCUGUAUUCCUAAUUGGGAAAAUUAGACAUACAUGACGCACUUGAGUGUAAAGAAUUAGAUAUGGCCUUUAAAAUACUAAAUGCGAGCAAAGAGAAAAAUGCACAACGGGAGGAAAUGUAUGUACAUUUAUUUUACUGUGCAAAGGAUGAUUACCUAUUGUGUGUAGAUAUUGUACAACAUACAAAUGUAAAUGUUCAGAAAAGUGGUUAUAUAAAAGUGAAAGUUAUUUAUUUAUGUAGAAAAUGUCUUGGGUGGGGAGAUCCUCUGGAGUUUUUAAUGAAUAUUACAAAAAAAAAAAAUUAAUAAAAAGUAGCUUUCUGUUUCAGGCAUUAUGUACAAACCCGUUCAAUUAAAGGACCAAGUAUAAUGUAAUUGGUAUUUGCAAGUGCAAUAUUCUAGAUUCACGCACAUAGUUCCAUAUUUCCCUUGUAGAUCUGACAAUCAUACUAUGUAGAUCUCUCAUACUAUAUGUCUGCUCUUUGUCAAGCUUUUGGAAAACAGCCUGCUUCUCGUGACUAGGGAUUUUUGCCACGUGGAAAUAACAAAUGAAUAUUUAGUUAUGACUGCAAUAGUAUCAGAUUAUGCAGAAAUGUGGGCUUGUUCUUUGAGAUUCCACCCUGGAAAAGUUUAAAGAGAGAGACAUUCAGCUCCUCACAUUACUCAUAAAAUGCAAUGUUAUUACCAUGUUAGUUUGUAUCCAUUUCCAAAAGCAAUAUUCAAAAUCAGCUUUUAAAUGGAGUUGAGGCCAGUUUAUUCUGAAGUAGCCGUGUGUGUAACUAGGUGAAAAUGCCUAUUCUUUAUCAGUUUGAUCUACUAUUGUUUAUUGUCUCUAUUGCUUCAGAAAGCACCUAUCCACCUAUGUCCAUUUCUCUUUCUGAGAAGUUGUAUCCUUUGAUUCAACAUCUUAGUCUCAAAUAACCAAAUAGAAAAAAAAAACUAAGUUUACAAUGUUAGAAAAAUACAACAAAUGAAAACCAGAAGUCCCCAUGAUAUACUGUACCGAUUUCAACCCUUUUACUGGUAGCUGGCUGUUGUAGACACCACUAGGAUUUACAGGGUUAAAGGCAACCUGCCUCCCUGUGUAUAGAAUCCAGCACUUUCUCAAGCCCGGACAGAAAGGUUUUUCACCUUUGCUGCAUUUCCUAGAAGUUCCAGUAGCCUUACAUUUCUCGUAUUAUCGCCAGGAGUAUAACCUUGACUGUCCGUUUUCUAUGUAAUAAUAUUUUAUUUAUAAGAGAUGUUUGUUAGGAAUAACAAUGAAAGAUGAUGUGGAGAUGUACAAGAAAGACUUGCACAAGACUAUGAACUCUUCCAGAUGUCUGUCUGCUGCUCCCUGGUUUUCAUUUCUUGUAUUACUUUGUGUGUACAAAUACUAUUUUGGCUAUAUGUGUGUUAAUGUGUUUUAGGCCUCUUUUCUGUGCAGUACCCAUUGUACAUUACACAGAUUAAAAAUUUGAGAAGGCUAUCGAAUCAAAUGACUCUUCUGCGACGUGUAGGAGAUGGAAGAGAAACAAUACUCAGAAAAUAAAAUAUACUGGCUGUCAAAGUUGGUCUCAGAUUUUUCAAA
Pseudophryne corroboree (corroboree frog) is the source of this 8581-nucleotide messenger RNA. It is a transcript of the gene PITPNM2, whose product is annotated as phosphatidylinositol transfer protein membrane associated 2. The record is from RefSeq and is a predicted model, not a curated record. The transcript has 31 exons. Lineage: Eukaryota; Metazoa; Chordata; Amphibia; Anura; Myobatrachidae. Gene Ontology annotation, molecular function: phosphatidylcholine intramembrane carrier activity; phosphatidylcholine binding; phosphatidylinositol transfer activity. Gene Ontology annotation, cellular component: cytoplasm. Bases 841 to 5157 code for a protein of 1438 amino acids. Gene Ontology annotation, biological process: phospholipid transport.